AUGAAUCCCAACAUCAGAGCGCAAGCCUCGAGGCCUCCUGCAAAUAUUCCCCCUCCAGGACCCCCGCCUCUGUCCAACCUGCAUCAGUACCAGAUGCAGCCACACUAUUCAAUGGCGCAGCCGCAUACCUUGCCCCCACUCCAACAUCCACAGAGCCAUCCUCCUGUACAUCCCUCCUAUCUAGGACAGCCAUACCGACAUGAGAUGCCCCGGUAUCCAACCACGUCCGCCAACGACGUGUAUGCUGCGUCUUCCGCUCCUAUGCCGCCGCAUACUACCGUCAACAGCUUACCUCCUUCCUCGUUCUUAACCCAUCAUCACAGCCAGCAACAAUAUCCGUCGCAUGGCUUGUUGCCUCCGUCGACUACCUCCCAGGCCUAUCCUCAGCCCAUUGCGCCUGCUCCUCCUCGGGAUAGAAGAACAGAUUUUGGUGGUACAUUACCUUCCGGUUCGUUCAGUGAUACAGGGCCAAAGGGACUCGCAGUGGCAACAACAAAUAGCUUACCUACUUCCCCAGCAACUUUCGUUCCAAAGGACCUGCCACGCACCCAGGUAGUCGGAUCCCAAGGUCGGAGGGGAAUUCUUCCAAGUGUUCCAGGACGGGCGGCUGCUAUUACUAACGGAGCAAAUGGCACCACAAAAGCUGCUAUGCCUGCGAAAGACGCGGAUGGCAAGUUCCCUUGCCCGCACUGCAACAAAACAUAUCUACAUGCAAAGCAUCUUAAGCGGCAUCUAUUGAGGCAUACUGGCGAUCGCCCGUACAUGUGUUUUUUGUGCAAAGACACAUUUUCCCGAAGCGAUAUUUUGAAACGCCACUUUCAAAAAUGUUCAUUACGUCGCGGCAAUCCGACGGGUGCUACUCACCUGUCGCACCCCCACGCUCAUUUGAAGAAAGCUCAGGCUGCGGGCAUUGUCCCCAAACCUGUUUCAGGAGAUGUCAGUAGCUCCAUUCCGGCUUCUAAUGGUAUCGUCGGAACACCGUUUGGGGAAGGGCACGUGAACGGGGUUGGCAUGGCCUCUGGUCACCACAACCCCGGAUUUACAGAUCCACGGCCCCUUGGUUUUCCGAUGCAGCCUGUUGGCGGGAUCAACCGUGGUCAAGUUGAUGAUCAUGGAUACGCCCAAAACCAGACGCAUCAGAGAGCUCCCUGGAUGGCUGAAUCCAAACAGAGUUCGUAUCUCGCACAGUCUGGAGCUGACACAACUGGCCAGUCGAACGUUGACCUACCCCCUAUCGAUGCAGCUAAAUCUGCCAACAACAUGCCUGAUAGCAAACGCCCUGGCAUGCCUACCGGACCGAACCCCGGUCAGCCAGGCGAAAUCGACUGGACGUCCAUGUUCCAGGCCGGCACUCAAGAUGGCUACAUGCAACCAAUGUUUCCAGCUUCAGUGGCUCCAGUUCCUGACUCGAUGCACCCCCAAGUUGAGACCGAUCGAAAGUUUUACCCGACGGCAACGAGCGGGCAACCUGAAGGUGGUUUGAAUGGGCUUUAUUUAGCAUCCACCAGUCUGGGCGGUGACGGAACCGUUCAACCUGCACGCCAAUAA
This is a messenger RNA of Histoplasma mississippiense, 1548 nucleotides long. RefSeq lists its product as hypothetical. Gene Ontology annotation, cellular component: chromatin. The transcript has 3 exons. Gene Ontology annotation, biological process: regulation of transcription by RNA polymerase II. Gene Ontology annotation, molecular function: RNA polymerase II cis-regulatory region sequence-specific DNA binding; DNA-binding transcription factor activity, RNA polymerase II-specific. Lineage: Eukaryota; Fungi; Ascomycota; Eurotiomycetes; Onygenales; Ajellomycetaceae. Bases 1 to 1548 code for a protein of 515 amino acids. The record is from RefSeq and is a predicted model, not a curated record.